Molecule: messenger RNA, 1276 nt
Organism: Humulus lupulus (European hop)
Lineage: Eukaryota; Viridiplantae; Streptophyta; Magnoliopsida; Rosales; Cannabaceae
Exons: 2
Coding region: 147-785 (212 amino acids)
Source: RefSeq, a predicted model, not a curated record
UUUUUAAAAAAAAAAAAAAAGACAUUAUUUUUUUCUCCGGCUUGCUUUACUUUGCUUUGGUUAUUCUUUCGUUCUCUCUAAAAUUUGAGGACUUACUCCUUCGUCCUCUACUUCCUCCUCGCAGUAGAACUAGUAGUUGUCCAAAAAUGGUUGUGGACGACAUUCCCCAAGAACCAAACGAUACCGAAAAGAUCAAUCUCUGGAAUUUCCACAGAACCCAUUUCACAGAAUCGUCCAUGGUGGUGAUCCGAGACUCUCUCCCCAAAAACGAAUUCUCUGUUUUCCCUCCAACAAAUCAUGAAAAUCUACACUUUACUGAAGAACAAGAAGACCCAUUCUCACCACCACCUCAAUCGUCUACCUUGUCGUUUUCUUCAUCUUUGUCUUCGUCGUUCUCGCCGUCCGAUUCAGAUGCAUCUGACCCGGAAUCACCGCUGGCGUCUGAUUCGAGGAUCAAAAUAUCCGGAGACUCCACCUGCUGGAUGGGAAUAGGAUUUGGGGUGUUACUUUCGAAGCUUCGCCGGUUUGCUUCUUCUGCGUUUGGGGGCAAUGGCGCCAUGAGAUGGUGUGCUUGGUCGUUUGCCUCCGGUGCCGGAAUUGCAGCUGUUGUGGUGAUGUUGUGGUCGUUUAUAAUCCGGGCUCGGCUCCGGCGGCGUCAGGAGAAUUUGAUGUUGAUUAUUAAGAAGAAAGACGAGAAAAUAAAUAAACUGUUGCAUCAAAUUGCUCAGUUGAAUGAGGUACUGAUAGCCCGCCACAAACUUCUGGCUUCAAAAGUGGCCAAUUGAUUGUUAGUCUUACUGAAAAGUUAGCCUUAGUAGUCAAGGGAGCACAGUUUUGGACUUGGUGUCACUGUCUGUAUGAGUCACUUUUAGAAGGCAUUACGAGGCCUAUGAUAUAGACUCACCAAUAUUCCUGUCAUCCUCAAGUCUCAAUAAAGGCAUUGGCAACAGCCUUUGUUGCUAUUAAGACAAAAGCACACGGUCAAAUUACCAUAUGACUGCCAACUUGAGCUCUGCGAAUACUCUGCAAUGGAAGAUUACGCCUGAGCAAGGGAUCAGCACAGGACCCAAUGAUUUAGGACAUACUAGAACUAAAUUAUUUUUAUCAAAUAUUCUUUUAUUUUUUUCGGUCAUGUAGACUUGUUUGAUACAUUAUUCAGGUUCAUGGUUUGGGUUUUGUAAGUUUGUGUUAUACCCAUUGUAAUUCCUCAUGUGCACCAAGAUUUGUUUCUUAUACCCGAAUUUUGCAAAGAAAAGAUGAUAAAAGCUUAAACUAA